AUGGCAGCCCAGGAGGCUCAACCCUUCCACUGGAAGUACGACGAGUUGGACGACAAGAACUACCGCGUCCAUGGCCACAAUAGCUUCCUCCUUCUCCAUCCUCUUAUGCAUCAUCCUCCUCUGCCUAUCAGCGAUAUCUUCUCGGUGCACUUGCACCGAGCGUCAGGGACCGGCGAGGAGGCGCAGUGCCCCAUUUGCCUGAGUAACUUGAGAGACGGAGACAAGGUGAAGGUGUUGCCCAGCUGUGUAGACAUGGGUUUCGUGUGUGCGUGCGUCGACGCGUGGUCAAGGGCUCACACGAGCUGCCCACCGUGCAGGGCGGGGUGGCUGUGGCUUGAGGGGAAGAACAAUUAG
Musa acuminata AAA Group (dessert banana) is the source of this 354-nucleotide messenger RNA. Its product is annotated as RING-H2 finger protein ATL66-like. Gene Ontology annotation, biological process: protein ubiquitination. Bases 1 to 354 code for a protein of 117 amino acids. Lineage: Eukaryota; Viridiplantae; Streptophyta; Magnoliopsida; Zingiberales; Musaceae. The transcript has 2 exons. The record is from RefSeq and is a predicted model, not a curated record. Gene Ontology annotation, molecular function: transferase activity.